This is a messenger RNA of Histoplasma mississippiense, 630 nucleotides long. RefSeq lists its product with no specific name. The record is from RefSeq and is a predicted model, not a curated record. Lineage: Eukaryota; Fungi; Ascomycota; Eurotiomycetes; Onygenales; Ajellomycetaceae. The coding region runs from base 1 to 630 and encodes 209 amino acids. The transcript has 7 exons. Gene Ontology annotation, biological process: mycotoxin biosynthetic process.
AUGACGUUCGCAGCUUACGUGGCAGACUUUCGUCAGAAUGAAUCUCAUUCUGAGCCAGUGGUUCUGGACGCAAGUAUUACAGUUACAAACCGGUAUAAAAUAUUACCAGGAAAAGGAAAUGGGUUCAAUGGGAUAUGGAAUGGGCUGUAUGAUGCAGUAACCAGAAAAAAUCUCAAAAAGCAGAUUAAGACGAGUGUUGUAAUAUCUACACGAAGCGAGAAUCAGAAGGAGUAUUAUCGCCUGACUCAGGAUAUGAUCCGCCAAUAUGUCCACAACCGCUAUCAUCGAAUGGAUGAACUUGAUUCCUCAGCCUCCGUUCCGGAUCAUGUCAGCCACCGCAUCGACAUGGUUCGGUUGGCUUUCAUGUGCCACGCUGAUACCGCAGUCAUCACUUGGAAUGGGGCAUUCUUUGAGGGGGAGCCAGAUUUUUGUGCAAAGCAGCAGUGCGGAGGUUCUGAUACAAUUCUUGAAUGCUCGAAGAAACAUGAGGUCACGGAGGAUGUUUGCGAUUCUAGCGGGAUUAUGACUCUCAAUGGAUUGCGCUACUGCAUUGCUGCCCAACAUUUCCGAGGUUUGCGAGGACGACCAGAGAGGCGUGACAUGGGUCGGCCAGUGAUAACUCACGGGUAA